UUCGAAAAGUGAGUAGAGGUGGUGAAGGGUUUUUAUGAGAAAAUUGAUUUUGAAGAGGGUUUUAGGCUAUUUGGAGUAAUUUUUUGGCUUUGGAUGGAGGAUUUGGACCAGGGAGAAAGGAAUUAACCAAAAAUGUUAAUGAAAGAUUGGGCAGAUUGAAAAUUUUAAAGAGAGAAUUAAGAAACUACUUAAGAAGGGAAGAAACAAACCCUCCCUCAUUAUGAAAAUCCCUGAGAUUUUGAUGGCUACUGAUGAGUCAGUACUGUAUCAAAGACUAAUCCCAGACCAAAAUAUGGCUCUAAAUUUGAAAGGAAGUCCUUUCCUUUUUCCACCAAGCCUACUUAAAUCUCAAAAUCAUGAAACUUCAUUUAUCCAACAUCAGAAGAGGGCUUAUAAGGUGGCAUCAAAAUGAAAUCUAUCCUAUCCAGAAAAAGAACUUGAACACUAAGAUCUGAUUCCAGCCAUCUAUCACUCCAAGAAAAAUGUUACCUUUCAGGCUAAAGUUUCGCCGAAAAGAUUGUAUUAUCAGAGCCGCAAUACCAAUUUAAACUCACUUAAUUCUCCUUCUAAGGAUACACAGUCUCUUCAAUUUCCCGGACCAGCUCAGGCAAUGUCUGCAAACGCCAGAUCUAGGCAUCCAAGUAGAAACAGACCAAGGAGCAAUAAGGAAGAUUUGUCAAUUUUAUUCCAAGGCCAAUCCCUCUCAAUUAAGAAAGACAACCUUCAUAUUCUGUGAGGCACCUAUUAUUUGAGUAAUCCGUAAGAAAGUCUCUGGAAACUUUGAAAACAUUAGCAAUAUUUCACAGAAAGUUAAGAGAAUCGAAAGUAUUUGUAAAAUAGUAUUGAAUUAGGAAGAUAGCGAACACACUCAAAAGUCUGAUAGGCUUGAACAGUUUGGGUUUAGUAUGACAUUCAUAUCAUGUACUGAAAGAAAGCAGGUCUCAAUUGUUGGCAAAAUCAUCAAACUUUGACAGAGAAGAGCAGGGAUGGAAAAGGAAGUCUUGACUCACCUUUAGAUAUGAUCCAGUCAAAAUUCAAUGAUAUUCUUCGAACUUUAAAGUAGUAUAC
Molecule: messenger RNA, 1068 nt
Organism: Moneuplotes crassus
Lineage: Eukaryota; Ciliophora; Spirotrichea; Euplotida; Euplotidae
Source: the annotation of a GenBank genome assembly